GGCUGGGAGGGAGCCUCCCCCUGCCCCUCCUCCUCCUCUGCCCGCCUGUUUCCCCGCACAGCAGCCUGGGCCUGGGCCGGGCUCAGGCCGAAACUCGCAGGCGGUCAGGAGAGCCCCCAAACUUUGCAGAGUGGCGGCGGCCGCGCUGGAGCAAUGUGGCUGCUGUGGCUGCUCUUGGGCUCGGCGGAAAGCCAACUUUUGCCUUGGAAUAACUUCACCAAUGAAUGCAAUAUCCCUGGAAACUUCAUGUGCAGCAAUGGACGUUGCAUCCCAGGAGCCUGGCAGUGUGAUGGGCUGCCGGAUUGCUUUGAUGAAAGUGAUGAGAAGGAAUGUCCAAAAGCCAAAUCUAAAUGUGGCUCCACCUUCUUUCCCUGUGCAAGUGGAAUUCACUGCAUCAUUGGUCGCUUUCGAUGCAAUGGGUUUGAAGACUGUCCUGAUGGUAGCGAUGAAGAAAACUGCACAGCAAAUCCCUUGCUGUGCUCUACUGCCCGAUUUCACUGUAGGAAUGGCCUGUGCAUUGAUAAAAGCUUUGUGUGUGACAAUCAGAAUAACUGCCAAGAUAAUAGUGAUGAAGAAAGUUGUGAAAACCUUCAAGAAUCUGGUAGUGACCAGGAUUAUGUGACCACAGAACCUCAGCUGCUCUACUAUCCCAGUAUUACCUAUGCAAUAAUUGGUAGCUCUGCCAUAUUUGUGCUGGUAGUGGCCCUGCUUGCCUUGGUGUUGCACCACCAGCGAAAACGCAACAACCUCAUGACAUUGCCUGUGCACCGACUGCAGCACCCUGUCCUUCUAUCCCGGCUAGUUGUCCUUGAUCAUCCUCAUCACUGCAAUGUAACCUAUAAUGUCAACAAUGGGGUUCAGUACAUGUCCAACCAAGCCUACCCGAGGCCACCAGAUCUAGACUCUCCACCAUCUUAUUCAGAAGCUGUGCUAGACCAAAGCAGACCUCCAUGGUUCGAUCUUCCUCCACCUCCAUACUCCUCAGAAUCAGAAUCUCAGAAUCAAAUAGAUCUCCCUCCUUAUCGAUCAAGGACUGGAAGUGUGGUGAGCACAGAUGCUCCAGUGGCAAGAAAUCCAUUGAAUGCAGAAAGCAGUCGAACCAGAAGCACCAUUAACAGUUCGGACUAUCACAGUGUGCUGCAUGAAAUUCCAACUGAGCACAGUGACUCUUUAAUCAGUUCCCUUUCUACUGAGGAUCUAUAAGCAGUUAUUUAUGAAGUUCUUAUGGAUGGAUCUGUGCUAAGAAGUUAAAUGUCCAGAAGUGUUUGGGCUCAUUCUUCAUGACUUCUGCAGUACAUUUGUGCAACAUCUCCAGUGCAGAAAUGAACUGGAGCUGUGGAAGCUUCCAUCCAAUUACUCCCACUAAUUUCAAAGGAUUUUGAAGAGAGAUGCCAGUGUAUUGAGCCUAAAGGGACUCAGCUAUGUUACAUUUUAAGCAUGCUGUAUUUUGCAGCAGUUCUUGAAAUUCAGUUCAGAUUCAGUUUGACUGUCUGUAACAUGUUAAUCUUCUAAAGUAUUUACUGUGUGUGUAUGUCUGGAUAUACACAUAUGUAACUACACCUCUGUAUUUGGAAACAUCCUGAUGCUGUUUUACAAUAUGUAUUUAUGUCUGUGUAAGUAUGUAUAUAAUAUAGUAGUAUGUGAAGCUUGCAUUAAUUGCAUAGAUCCAUUUUCCUGGUUGCUACUGGAAAUGCCCCUCCCUCAACUCCAAUCCUGAAGAAGAAACAGAACUUUUAUGGCAGAACAUUCUGGUCUAGUUUGAUUUGUGCUGGAAUGCUGAUCUCUGUUACAAGGUAACAUUAAUGCCCCAAGUUUUGUGACAGCUGUAGUGUAAAAAUGUCCUAUUUUCAUAUUUAUCUAGUGCAUUAAGAGUUGUGUGUGUACCAGAUUUCUGCCCAAUGCAGGAUGAGCCUAAAGCAUCCCUGACAAAUAUUCAUCCAGCCUCUUUCUUGAAAACUGCCAGUGAAGGAGAGCUCACCAUCUCCCUAGGCAGCUGACUCCACCUUUGAAUUACUUUGACCGUGAAAGUUUUUCCUAAUAUCCAUCCAGUACCUUUCUGCAUGUAAUUUAAGCCCAUUGCUUCGAGUUCUCUGUUGUCAACUGGAACAGCUCCUUGCCCUCCUCCAAAUGACAGCCUUUCAAAUAUUUAAAGAGAGCGAUCAUGUCCCCCCUCAAUCUCCUUUUCUCCAAACUAAACAUUCCCAAGGCCCUCAGCUUUUCCUUGUAGGGCUGAGUCUCCAGACCCCUGAUCAUUCUCGUCACUCUCUUCUGCACCUUCUCACUUUUCUCCACUGCCCAUCCAGCUACUAUCAUGGAGGUCAGCCCUGAGAUCCUCAAGCCUCAGAAUGGGAAGAGGAUGCUGCUGCUGCACCACCUCUCUCUCUCUCUCUCCCCCCUCCCUCUGGACUUAUGAUCUUGCAGCUCUAGUUUCCUCUGCUCCAGCUUCCUCUGCUGCUCUAGAUUCCUCCCUGGCUUGUUGUGGGAUCUGCCUUUUAUGGGCUGGGUUUGGCCCCACCUCGUCCCAGUGUUCACCAACUUCCUGCUUCCCCCAUGGUCUUUCCUAUCAGAGAAGGGAAGAGCAGCCUCCUUCUCCUUUGAUCUCCUCCUGGCUACCCCAGGAGGCCUGCUAGAUAAAGCCUCCCCACAAAGAGACCAGGGCCUGCCUCCCACAGACCCAUCCUUUCCAUGAGACUGCUGAUGCCACCAGCUCUCCCUUUUUUUUGCUGGCCGCCUCCUCCUGGAAGGGUGGUGCCAUUGUGCCUAUAGCCCAUCCCCCCACCCCCUGCAGGGCAGGCCUUUGGGUUCCUGCUGUACCUCAGCUUGCUUUAGUGAGCAUAGAGCUGGAACUUCCAUGGCCUCUAGUGGCCACUCUCACACCACACAGGGCUCCCAGGGCUGGGGAUAGGGUGGAGAGGAGUCCAUGAAUGGGCCCAUCUCUGGACACAGAUGGCAUGGAAACAGUGUUCAAAUUAUAGGGAGAAAGGUAGGGGUCUCUUGAUAAAAUUCACAACCCGUGCCUCUUUAUCCUGUUUGGUCCCAAGCCACAUAUACUUAUCCACUACAGGAUGCUAUAAAAACUAUUUAUAUCAUUCUGGGAUAAUUAAGAGCAAGCUUUAUGAGAACAUAGGAACAGCAAUCAGGAAAGUGCUUAGAGAAAGUAAAAAAGGAUUCUUGUGCCAAUAGAGACUAAUUUCUGUUCCAGCACAAGCUUUUGUAGAGUUGAGUCCACUCAUCAGAUCUGAUGAUGUAUGUUCUAGUCCAUGAAAUGUUACGCUAACAUAAACAGUUGCUAUUCAUUAAAGUGCCAGUAGACUAACAUGGCUGUCCCUUUGAAAGGGCUUAAAAAUCUUAUGCCCCCUUCAGUUCAGACUACAGACUUUACCAAGACCAACAACCAUCUACUCCUGUUUAAACUGUGUUGCGUUCAUUUUUUCGUUCCUGUUUCUCCCCCCCCCCCCAACCUCCCCCCAAACUUGCAGCAAUGUUCCUCUCUCUUUGUUUUCAUUGUGCUUAUGAAUUGAGUGUUCUUGUAAUACCUCUCCAAUGCUGGGAUCACCCAACAGACUCUCUCAGGGAAGGAAUGUCAACUGACAUAUGGAAUGGAUGGAGCAAGAAGACAGUUAUUCCUCUCACUAAUCAAACGCCCCAUGGCCAAAGAAAUCUCUUCACCUGUAGUCUAAUGUUCACAGUGGGAGGAAAAUUAUAUUCACAGUGCCGUCCUCUUGAUCAUGACUGGAACCUAUUCUCCUGCCAUUUUUGAUAUAUAUUUUCAUUGUUUUCAAUCUCCAGACUGGAUCUUUAUAAAGCCGAGACCAGCUUGGGCUCAAUGUACCUAUAUAGAAGUCCACCACCUCUUUUCCUUCAACCUAAACAGACAUACCUCAAUCGUCUUCUGUGUGGUUCCUGAUGGUCAUUUGAGUUUUCUCAUUCAAGGUUAUUUUAGAUCCUGACAUCACCAAUAAAGGGGAGCUUUAAAGCA
Molecule: messenger RNA, 3979 nt
Organism: Eublepharis macularius
Lineage: Eukaryota; Metazoa; Chordata; Lepidosauria; Squamata; Eublepharidae
Gene: LDLRAD3
Product: low density lipoprotein receptor class A domain containing 3
Exons: 6
Coding region: 154-1203 (349 amino acids)
Biological process (GO): receptor-mediated endocytosis
Cellular component (GO): plasma membrane
Molecular function (GO): protein binding
Source: RefSeq, a predicted model, not a curated record